Messenger RNA from Arachis ipaensis, 1206 nucleotides. NCBI's taxonomy places the organism in Eukaryota, Viridiplantae, Streptophyta, Magnoliopsida, Fabales, Fabaceae. The record is from RefSeq and is a predicted model, not a curated record.
AGUGUUUUGACAAUGUCUGGAACUUACUAUAAAAGGGCUUUUUAUGUAGGUACAUCAUCAUUAGAAGAAGGCUUAAGUCCUGAAAAAUGUUGCACUUUCCGGGGAAGCUUUUCAAAAUUAGAUAUUCACACCGGUGCCAUCUUGUGGCAAACCUACAUGCUGCCGGAUAACCAUGGAAAACUAGGAGAGUACGCUGGAGCCGCCGUGUGGGGAAGCAGCCCUUCCAUUGAUGAGGCAAGGAACCAUGUCUACAUUGCCACCGGGAACUUGUACUCGGCGCCUUUGCGCGUUCGCCGGUGUCAAGAGAAACAGAACAACCUAACAGCGCGGCCAACGCACCCGGACGAUUGCGUUGAGGAGGAGAAUCACUCGAAUUCGAUUCUUGCUUUGGGUUUGGACAAUGGUGAAAUCAAGUGGUAUCAUCAAUUGGGAGGGUAUGAUGUAUGGUUCUUGGCGUGUAACAAUGUAUCUUCAUCUCCUAAUUGUCCUCCAGGUCCUAAUCCAGAUGCUGAUUUUUCUGAGGCACCGAUGAUGAUAACAAUUGAUGUGAAGGGAAGAAAGGAAGAUAUUGUUGUUGCUGUGCAAAAGAGUGGUUUUGCUUGGGCUUUGCACCGGGACAACGGCAACAUCGUUUGGUCAACGGAAGCUGGGCCAGGUGGGAUUGCAGGAGGCGGAUACUGGGGGGCAGCAACCGACACAAAGAUGGUAUACACCAACAUUGCAAACUCUGAUGCCAAAAAUUUCACUCUUAAACCCUCGGACAAGACCACAACCAGUGGUGGUUGGGUGGCAAUGGAUGCUAGUAGUGGCACAAUACUAUGGUCGGUUGGAAACCCUAGCAAUGCCAGUGCCAGUGGACCUGUUAGUGUGGCUAAUGACAUUGUCUUUGCAGGCUCCCCAGAUUGGAAGGGUUCUAUUUAUGCAAUUAAUGUAAAGAGUGGUGAAAUUGUUUGGUCCUUUGAGACUGGUGCUACUGUUUAUGGUGGAAUGUCAAUUAGUGAUGGAUGUAUAUACCUUGGAAAUGGGUAUAAUGUUAGUCUUGGAUUGUUUUUUGGGAACCACACUUCUGGAACCUCGCUUUAUGCAUUUUGUGUCUAAGCAAAAUACAUCACCACCAAAGUAAUAAUCUUCCAUCAUUUGAUGGAAAAAAAAGAAACUUAGUGAUGGACUCAAUGUUGGAUUUGAAUCUAUAUAUUAUAUAUUAUA